Messenger RNA from Perognathus longimembris pacificus (Pacific pocket mouse), 1530 nucleotides. RefSeq names its product cyclic nucleotide binding domain containing 1 (gene Cnbd1). The record is from RefSeq and is a predicted model, not a curated record. NCBI's taxonomy places the organism in Eukaryota, Metazoa, Chordata, Mammalia, Rodentia, Heteromyidae. The coding region runs from base 1 to 1530 and encodes 509 amino acids. The transcript is spliced from 14 exons.
AUGCCCAUGUCUUCUCUUCCAGCCGCUAUUUACUCUCACAUGAUAGCCAUUGAAAAUGUGCCUCCUCCUCCUCUUCGUAACAUACCAAGCUUGAAAGUAACUAAGAACAUUAAUUAUGGUCAGUUGAAUGCAUUAUGCCACAUUAGAGGACUCCGCAGCAGGUAUCACAGCCGGAGUCCUUCCAAUGCUCACAAUGAGUUUAUCAAGAAAUAUCCCAAAAUAUUCCUGCAAAAACCCCCCAGAUUGCCUAAAAUUUUAAUAAUGGAGAAACAAAGAAAACAAACUGAAAAAACCGAAGGCAAGAAUGAACCUGAUGAUUUACACAAUGUAACUAUUCAUAUUAAAAAAGCACAUGGUAUGCUCAAAGAGAAAGAAGCCCCAGAGAAGUUUGCAGAAUUUCUGGCUAUCUUAAAGAAAUUGCCCGUCCACAGAACAAGACAUGAACACAACACUGUGUGGAAUAUGCUAAAGACACUUCCAGAUUUAAGCUCUCAGCUAGAUGAUCAACAUCUGAAAAAACUUAGUAAGAAAGUCAUUUCCCAAACCUGGGUCAAAGGAAGCACAGUGAUUGGAGAUGAUGGAUUUUAUGUAAUCCUUAAAGGCAUGGCUCGACCUCGCAUGAAGAUAUUUAAAAAUCUGGCUGAAAAAAGUGACUCAAUGUCUUUUCUACUUCAGAACAGUGAAAUUUUUGAUCUGCAAUUAAAAAGCUCUACACUUGCUGAGAUUUAUGUACCUAGAGGAGAUAUGGUGCUCAGACGAUGGAAUACCUUUGGAACCCUUGAAGAAAUAGCUGGUUCUGACUUAGAAAUAUUUCCAUUAUCUGUGGUGACAGAAGAAGAUUGUGAAAUUCUUAAAAUCUCAGCAAAGGAUUAUGCGAGUUUUAAGUUGAAAAAUUCAAAGUAUGAUAAAAUGCAAAAGUUGAAACUGAUCCGUCAAUGUCCUUAUUAUACAAACUGGCCUACAUUAUCCAUAUAUGAACUAAUUUCAUUUAGUAAAUGGAAAAAAUUUCCUCCAAACCAUGUGAUAGUGGAAAGUGGCGAAAUCAUUUCCUUUUUGGCAUUUAUUAAUUCUGGGUAUUGUAACAUUUAUAGAAGCAUUGUGGGACUAGUAAAACAGCCAUUAAACAAAGUGAAAAAAGUUCGAAAGCUUGUUUAUAUGGGUAGACUAAAAGAGAAGGAGUCCUUUGGUGAGAUUAGCGUACUUCUCCAAACUCCUGUUACAUGCACAAUCAUUACUGGAACAGAGGUAGAGAUGGCAAUAAUUGAAGAUGUAGACCUUUUUGGUAAAUAUUUAGAUUAUGUGACCAGGCAACUUAUGCUCCAAACAGCAAAACCAACUUUUGGCCAUCUAAAAGAAGAAGAUGUCAAAUAUGAAUAUAUACGAAAGGAAAAAGAGAAGGAAUGGAAGCAUGACAAGGAUGUGACAUUAAGCAAGUCCUUGUUUCAUAAUGGAAUUGUCCCAGGCUUUGGGAGAUGGACGCAUGAGUGGACAAGCAUUCCAAGGAAUCUCAAGGAUGUUCUCAUUAACUAA